GAGAGCGGAGCUCAGGAGGCCGACACGAGUGCGUUUCCCUCGUCCGGCUCGUCAUCCAUUCGCAGGCCCGACUCGCGACGGCCGGUUGCACACCUCGCCUCGGUUGCACUCAGCUGCACACGCUACGCAUUCCGUUUCAACGCGUCGAGCACGCAGUAUCGGGAGAAGAGAGAGAUCAGCUGUUUUCGCCGUUUCUUCGCGCUGAAAGGAAAGACAGGAUGAGGGAAAUCGUGCAUCUGCAGGCUGGACAAUGCGGCAACCAGAUCGGAGCUAAGUUCUGGGAAGUCAUCUCUGAGGAGCACGGAAUCGACCAGUCGGGUAUUUAUCACGGGGAAAGCGAUUUGCAACUCGAACGAAUCUCCGUAUACUAUAAUGAGGCAUCUGUUGCGACAUCAACGAACGGAGGGAAAUACGUACCUCGCGCGAUCCUGCUGGAUCUGGAGCCGGGGACGAUGGAUGCUGUACGUUCCGGUGCUUACGGGAAGCUCUUUAGACCGGACAACUUCGUGUUUGGGCAAUCCGGUGCCGGUAACAAUUGGGCGAAGGGCCACUACACCGAGGGCGCCGAGCUGGUCGACUCUGUCCUCGACGUGGUGCGAAAAGAGUGCGAGAACUGCGAUUGCCUUCAAGGUUUUCAGCUCACUCACUCGCUGGGAGGCGGCACCGGGUCCGGAAUGGGCACCCUGCUGAUCUCCAAGAUCCGCGAGGAGUAUCCCGACCGGAUUAUGAACACUUAUUCGGUGAUGCCGUCGCCCAAAGUGUCCGACACCGUGGUCGAACCGUAUAACGCGACCCUGUCGGUGCAUCAAUUGGUGGAGAACACCGACGAGACCUAUUGCAUCGACAACGAGGCUCUAUACGAUAUCUGUUUCCGCACUCUCAAGGUUUCCAAUCCGAGUUACAACGACCUCAAUCACCUGGUCUCGCUCACCAUGUCCGGAGUAACGACUUGCCUCAGGUUCCCCGGCCAGUUGAACGCCGACCUUCGGAAGCUCGCGGUGAACAUGGUGCCUUUCCCGCGUCUGCACUUCUUCAUGCCGGGUUUCGCGCCUCUGACGUCCAGGUCCAUGCAGCAAUACUCCGCGCUCUCCGUGCCGGAGCUCACCCAGCAGAUGUUCGACGCGAAGAACAUGAUGGCGGCCUGCGAUCCUCGCCACGGCAGAUACCUCACCGUGGCGGCCGUCUUUCGCGGCAGGAUGUCGAUGAAGGAGGUCGACGAGCAGAUGCUCAGUGUACAGAACAAAAACAGCUCGUACUUCGUCGAGUGGAUACCGAACAACGUGAAGACCGCCGUCUGCGACAUCCCGCCGAAGGGUCUGAAGAUGUCGUCGACCUUCAUCGGCAACACCACCGCUAUUCAGGAGCUGUUCAAGAGGAUCUCGGAACAGUUCACGGCGAUGUUCAGGAGGAAGGCUUUCCUGCACUGGUACACCGGCGAGGGCAUGGACGAGAUGGAGUUCACCGAGGCCGAAUCCAACAUGAAUGAUUUGGUAUCCGAAUACCAGCAGUACCAGGAAGCCACGGCGGAGGAGGACUUCGAGGCGGAAGAGUGCGCAGAUGACUUUGAAACUUGCGAGCAGGAAAACUGAAGAGCAACGCGAUGCUGCUACUUUCUUCUGGUUCUGUCUUCAGCUUUUCUACCUGUGUCCUCGUCCAUCGUAGGAGCUCGCGGAACGACCGACUGUGCGCUCGCGAGAAGCCGCCUUUUGAUAUUUUUUUAUAUAAUACGUUCUGUAAUCGACGAGGCGAAUGUAAUAUAGGCGAUUUUAUACGGGAUUGUGAUAUUGAGAUAUUUAUGAAUAUAUACCAAUGUGGUAUAUAUAUUUAUACGUGUUACGAGGACGUGUAUUUUUGAAGGCAAAUGAUAUAAUUGCGAUGAAUAAUAAAUUGAAAAAUAA
This is a messenger RNA of Nylanderia fulva, 1898 nucleotides long. RefSeq names its product tubulin beta-3 chain-like. The record is from RefSeq and is a predicted model, not a curated record. Gene Ontology annotation, cellular component: microtubule. NCBI's taxonomy places the organism in Eukaryota, Metazoa, Arthropoda, Insecta, Hymenoptera, Formicidae. Gene Ontology annotation, biological process: microtubule-based process. Gene Ontology annotation, molecular function: structural constituent of cytoskeleton; GTP binding; GTPase activity.